UCAAAACCAUCUCAUGGCGCAGCCACCUGAUCCAACUCAAAUUAUUGUCCCUGUUGAGGAUGAUAUUGCUUCUGAGGACCGUUCUCAGCCACGACGGUCUUCAGAGAAGGAGGAGAAAUCAAGGGUUUCCCUUGGAAGCGCUUCUCCUGAUGCUGAGCUCACCGGAAGGGAGCACGUACAACUCUUGUCCACUUCAAAGAAGGGCGACUUAGAGAGCAAGAAGAACGAAGAAACUAUGGAAAGUAGUUUUUCUCGUGUCACGGUCCCACGAAAGGCAAAGUUGUUUGCCAAAAGUCUGAAGUCAAGGCUAGAUGCCCCUAGAUGCGGUAACAGCCAAGAAGAUGAGGACUGGUUUUUGGAUGAAGAUGUUUUGGCUGGAACCCGCCCAAAAAAGAUGAGUUUGUUGACUCUGUUCCAAUUAGUGAGUCUGGUGUUGGUUAUGAUUAUAUUAGUAUGCACGCUCUCACUUACCAAGUUAAAGAAAAUCAAGCUCUGGGAUCUUCCACUAUGGAAGUGGGAGAUGCUCAUUUCUGUUAUAAUUAGCGGUCAUUUGGUCACAGGCUGGGGAGUGAGGAUCAUCGUCUUUACCACUGAGCAAGCUUUUGUUUCAAAAAAUAUGCGGGUUUUGUAUUUUGUAUACGGCAUGAAGAAGGCUGUUCAGCAUUGCAUUUGGCUAACGCUAAUCUUGAUUGUUUGGCAUUACCUGGUGGCUGAAAAUAUGGGAUUGGAGACGCGAAGCAAGGCCCUAACACGCGUAUCGAAGGCUCUGCUGUGUCUCGUGGUAGGUUCCUUAGUCUGGCUUGUUAAAGUGUUCUUCGUUAAGGUCCUGGCUUCAUCCUUUUAUAACAAGACCUUCUUUGAACGGGCUAAAGUGUACUUGUUCAAGCAAUACGUGAUAAAGAAGUUGUCUGCACCCCCGGGUGGAGGAGAGCAGAGCGAGGAGGAUGCAGCAAAGGUGGGAGGUGAGACAAAGCUAAAAGAUCUUCCUCAAUUUCUCAGGCGAGGGUUCUCUAAAAGCAAAGGUCAGGUAAGCUCCAGGGGUAGGCAGCGCAAGCUCGUUCGGAGAAAAGCACCAGGUCUACUGCUGAAGAGGUGGCUGAGUAUGGUCCACAGUGGCUUGCUACAUGGACUCUCCACCCUGGACGAGGGUCUACCUGAUUCGAGUGAUGAUGAGGAUGAGAAAUCAUUGAGCUGCAAAGCAGAAAAAGUAGCUAAGAAGAUUUUUAAAAAUGUUGCCAAGAACUCGGAAGUCAUUGUUCUAGAGGAUCUGAAGCAAUUUAUGAAAGCAGAUAAAGCAUCGCUGGCCAUGCAUCUGUUUGAGGGAACAGCAGGAACGGAGGGUAUCAACGAGCAUUCAUUCACCCGUUGGAUGGUUGAUGCAUAUAAAGAAAGAAUAUAUCUUCAAUUGUCUCUUAGUGACACAAAAACGGCAGUCGAUGAGCUGCACCAUCUGAUGGAUGCCGUAGUAAUCAUCAUCAUAGUCAUUAUAUGGCUCCUCAUUUUUGAGCUUGCAGUAGCUCAUUUUAUUGUCAUCAUCAGUUCCCAGCUGCUUUUGGUGGGCUUCAUCUUUCAGAACACCUUGAAAACAGUAUUUGAAGCUAUCAUAUUCCUAUUCAUCAUGCACCCCUACGACGUGGGUGAUCGCUGUGAAAUAGAGGAGGUGCAGAUGGUAGUUGUGGAGAUGAAUAUACUAACUACAGAAUUUGAGAGAUACGAUGGACAAAAGAUCAUAUAUCCCAAUAGCAUUCUUGCUACAAGACCCAUUGGCAACUAUAAUCGUAGUCCUCACAUGGGAGAUCAAAUUGAAUUCUCCAUCCACAUCUCUACUCCAUGGGACAAAAUUCUCACUUUGCAGCAGAAUAUAAGAAGCUACGUUGAAAGUAACGCAAAGCAUUGGUAUCCGGAUCCAACGAUACUAAUUAAGGAUGUCGAAGACAUGAACAGACUGGUAAUGGUAGUCUGGCCAAAACACAGAAUGAACCAUCAGGACAUGAGGCAGAGAUGGUUGAGGAGAGCAUUGUUGGUUGAUGAAAUGAUCAAGAUUUUCAGGGAACUGGACAUUCAAUAUCGCCCGUUGCCUCUUGACAUGAAUGUCAGAAACAUGCCUGCGGUAACCUCUAACAAGUUCCCUUCGAACUGGACCACCUGUUCUGGCUCAGAGCGACCAUGAACAAAAACUUGCUCUUGCUUCCUGGGCCCUAUAGAUGUCGUGGAAAAAGCAAACUAUAUGGUACUAGCUCCCUUUCACGGGCAACUGACUUGGAAAUGGAUCAAGGCCCUGUCAGCCAACUCUCAGAUCUUUGUUGUCUUACACAUUUUAAUUGAGCGGAAUAAGCUAUGUUCUCAGAUCAAAACUAGACAUUGAAGUGUGCCCAAUGCAAAUUUUUUGCAAGAAAUAAGA
Coffea eugenioides is the source of this 2401-nucleotide messenger RNA. RefSeq names its product mechanosensitive ion channel protein 6-like. NCBI's taxonomy places the organism in Eukaryota, Viridiplantae, Streptophyta, Magnoliopsida, Gentianales, Rubiaceae. Bases 14 to 2170 code for a protein of 718 amino acids. The record is from RefSeq and is a predicted model, not a curated record. Gene Ontology annotation, biological process: monoatomic anion transport; transmembrane transport. Gene Ontology annotation, cellular component: plasma membrane. Gene Ontology annotation, molecular function: mechanosensitive monoatomic ion channel activity. The transcript is spliced from 5 exons.